Molecule: messenger RNA, 6084 nt
Organism: Plasmodium gonderi
Lineage: Eukaryota; Apicomplexa; Aconoidasida; Haemosporida; Plasmodiidae
Exons: 2
Coding region: 1-6084 (2027 amino acids)
Source: RefSeq, a predicted model, not a curated record
AUGGAUACCUUAAUAAAAAUAAACGAUGUAAUAUUUAUCGAUCUUCAUAAUUACUAUGAUAAAGUAGAUGAAUCAGAAGACGUAAACAUUUUUGAAGCCAACAAUUUAGAGGAUGUUGAAAAUUAUAAAAAUGAUGAGAAAAUUAGUUGUAAAAUAGAAAUAAAACAGCACGUGAACAUUUUUAAUGAUUUAGUUAAGGACAAACAUGUCAAUUAUGACAUUUCCAAAAAAUUUAAGACUAAUAAGUUAGAUAUUAUUAGAAUGAUUCAAGCUAUUAAUAAUUCUUAUGUGAAACAGGAUGAAUUUCAUUAUACAAGAUUAAUGAUGAUUAUAUGUUUAAAAAAUAACAUUUAUCAAUAUGUAAAUAAAUAUUUGAAAUGUGUCAUAAAAAAUUAUGAAAUGAGUAAAUAUAAAAAAGAAGCAAAAAACUUUAAUAGUUUGAUAUAUAGCAAAGGCAGUGGUGAGAUAGACAAGGGUAUAUGGAACAACAAUGAACAAGAAAAGGGAAUAAAAGAUUAUUCGGAACUGAAAGAUACAAAUUUCCUGUUCAUUAAAUUUUUAGGUAAAAAUAUUUCAAUAAAUUAUGAGAUGUUAGAAAAUUCUCAGAAUACUUCAAAAUAUAUUAAAGAAGAAGAAUGGGUAUAUUUAAAAGAGAAAAUUUUGCUCUUAAUUAAAAAUUCAUGUGUAAUAAAUUAUGAUAAUAACGAUAAUUUUACCAUGUUAAUGGAGUUUAUUAAUAAGAAUAUGUAUAGAUCUUUUAAAAGACAUAAAAGUAUAAUUGAAAUGAAGAAAUUUAACGUAUGCUUAUAUUUUAUUGAUAUAUUUUUUAACAUAUUCUUGAUAGAUUAUCCCUAUAGAUGGGAAAAUUUAAUAGAAAAUAUAUCCAAUACCUUUAAUUUUAUUUCUAUUUACAAAAACAACGAUUUAUUAAAUUUGAUAAAUAAUGAUUAUUACUCCACAUUAAGUUGCAUUACUGAUUUGAUAAAGUGUAAUACUUCAAUUAACGAAAUGGAAAAUGGAGACAAUAAUGGAGAGAAGGAUAAUUACAGGAUGAUAAUACACUUUCAGAACUUUUAUUCCUUAAUGUUCCUAUUGAACAAAAUGUUAAAAAAAUACAUACCGAGAAAGCAGAAUAGUAAUUCGUAUUCUGUAUUGUAUCAUAAUUACUUUAUCUCGCACAUAAAGAAUAGUAAUAAAGAUUUUCUAGAAACAGAAGAUUAUAGCUCUUUAAAAAUACCAUGUGAAAAUUUGUUAUCAGGACUUAAGGAUAUAAUAAACAUAUAUUUUCCUUUAUUUAACAGAUUAUUAUGUUAUUUAUUGAGUUAUAUGGAUAAUAUAUACAUUAUAUACACAACAAAGAAAAUUGUAAAAUUUUUAUACAAGACAUUGUUAUGUCAUUUUAGUACCUUGACAGAAGAAUUAUUGCACAAUGAACUGGAGACUUUGUUUACAAAUAUAAUGAAAAUAAUAGAUGUUAAUUUACAUGAAUAUGUACAUAAAUUAUAUUUUGCAAAUACAAACCAAUCAUCUAAUAAAACAUCAAUAUCAGUUGCUAAAAUGACAGAAGAAUCUUCCUAUGAAAAUUUAAGUGAAUUUAUUCACAGCAAAAAUUAUGAUUUAGAUAGAUUAUUUUUAACAAUUUUAUUGAAAUCCAAAAAAUGGUGCUUAAAAAUUUUAAACUUGUUUUUAUAUAGAUCAAUUCAUUUCGAGGAAAUGAACGAGACGUGGAAGGUGCUUCUGAAACAUUUUGAAAAUAAGUAUAUAAUAUUCUUGGAGAAAAUUGCAUUUUUAAUAUUAAAAGUUAUUAUUAAUACUAGAUACGAAGACGAAGAAAGAACGAAUUAUAACAAAUUUAUUUGUUACAUUAAAUAUAUUAUAGACUUUACUGAUUAUUUGAAAUAUGCUGAUAAGUGCUUGUCGCUAUCUCUAAACUAUUUGUGUAUGAUCAUUUCUUUCGAUCAUUUGCAAGUUUUCGUGAAACAGAAUAUUCUAAGUGAAACUUUUUUAAAUUGUCUCUUCAUUCACAUUAGUAGCAGCUCGCACAUAGAGUGUAUCGAUAAUUUCUUCACGAAAAACAUCACACAAAAGGAAGAAAACGUAUUGUUUGAUAAUUUAAAAUUCGAGAGAUAUAUUAUUUGUUUCCAAAAAAUUCCAUUAUACAGAAAAUAUUUAAUGGAUUAUUACGACGACACAAAAUCAAAAAAUGUGCUGAAAAAAUACGUAAAUUACAUUAUAUUUUUAUUCUGUGAAUUAUUAGAGAAAUAUUUUUAUGAUAUAAUAUUUUAUUUAGACAAAAAUGUAAAAGAUCAAUUGGAAACAUGCCUAGCUAUACAAAAUGAGUAUAUGCAUGUACUUUAUCCUAAAAUGUUUGUGAAGAAGGAAAUAGAUUUUUCUAACGACCUAGUUGAAAUUAGUUGUUAUAAAAAGAGUAACUUUUUAAUUAAUACGGAAAUGUUUAUGAGAACAAAGAAUCACAACAUUUAUGUAAAUAGUGUAAUUUAUUACAUUUCAGAAAUUAUUCAAAAGCAUAUGAAAGAAAAUGACAUAGAACAUAACUUGGAUUGUUCGUAUUUUUAUUUAUUAAAUGAUGACACAUUUAACAAUUUGAUAUUUAUUAUUAAGAAUUUGCCGUUAUAUAAAUAUUCACAAGAUGAGUUAAUUUUCAAAGAUUUGUACAGUAUGCAGAAUAAUCAUAAUUUAAAUUUCAGUUGUCUUACGAUGAAUGACUUAAAUUUGUACAAAUAUUUUUCUCUUUUUAUGUUUUUAACAUAUUAUAAAUAUAUAUUUAUCUCAAAGGUUUUGCACAACAUCAUAGUCGAAGAGGUAUUGUUAAAACAGGGGAGUCAUAAUGAUGAGUGUAAAACAGGUUUCGACAAAGAAGAUUUAACAAUUGACGAUUACAUUGAAGAAUAUUGCAAAAAUAAAAAUGCUUACAAAUAUCAUUUCAACAAUGAUGAAGAUGAAAUAGUAAAAUUUGACCAUAUCAUUACCGAUUUUAAGAUAAGGGACAAAUCUUUUUUCCUUAACUACAUUCUAGUAAAUAUUUUUCACCCGUAUUCGAAUAACCUAAAGAGAAUACUAAUGUGGAUGAUAAAGGAAUAUAUUAAUAUGACAAAAUUCAGCGAAAACAUUUUACAGUUUUUUUUUUAUAUAUGCUUCAUAAAUUUAUUUUAUUUUGAAAAACAUUUAAAAUUUAAGUCAUUUGACACAUUGAUUACUUUGAUGUAUAGAUAUGGAAUUCCCAGGCAAAUAUUUUACAACGAUUUUAGAGAAAUUUUCACAUUUUUAUUUUUCCAAUUAUUAAUUUUGUUUAUAAAAAAUGAGUCAAAUUCGCACGAUAAUGACUUUUAUGAAAAUAAUAUAAAUGUAGUUCUGAACGACAACUAUGAGAAAAAAUGUUUUUUAGCAUAUUUAACAGGGAAUAAUGACACCCUCUGUGAUUAUGGCUAUGAUAGGAAAAUUAUAUAUAAGAAUUGUUUAUACAACGAAGCAAACUGUUUUACCGAUUUUUUUAUUAAUGAUGUGUUAUAUCAUAAUUUCCAUUAUUAUAUGGAAAAAAUAGAAGAAAACAAUUUGAACCAAUUUUUGAAUUUUAUUUCACUAUUCUAUCAAAAUGAGAUUAACAAUAAUAUUUUUUUGUUUAUCAACUUGCUAAAUGAGUCGUUAGUAGACAUCACAUCUUCCUACAUACCUGGAAAAGACAAUGAAUAUUCCUUUUUGAAAGCACUAAAAUUUUUUUCCUUUUUUCUGGAGCAUUAUAAAAACGCUAGCAGUACACAAGAUCUGUUAAUAAUAAAAAUACUGCAAAAUGAGAGUUUUAUCAAUUAUUUUAAAAAUAUAAUAAGAAGGGUGAAGAAGAAUCAGCUAUGUGAAGAAACGUUAAAUGAAAUAUAUUAUAUAUUAUACAUUUUUACGAAAAAUUCAUUAUUUAAUUAUAAAGUAUUUUGGUUUUAUUUUCUAUUCUCCGUUGCAUCAAUUUCUAACAAUUUGAAUAUAUUUCAGUUGAAAGAGAUGAAUAAACUAGAAAAAAUACGGAAUAUACCAGUGUACGUAUUUCAGUUUUUCAACAAUGUAAUUAAGAAGGACGUUUUUUACAUUUUCUUUUCUGUCGCGGAGGGAAAACUAUUCAAUGCAAAUAGUUCCAAUAUAUCAUUAAUAGAAAUUUUACGGAAAAUUAGUCUAUUACUAAUACAUUUAUCGGAUGAGAAUUUGAAUGAACAGAAUUUUUGUAACAAUAGCAUAUUACACAUAUGUGGUUUGUAUUUUUACAAUAACUUACUAUCUUACCUCUUUGCAUUGUUAACAAGAAACAAAAUUUUUUUUACACACUUACUUUGGAAUGGAUUAAAAAAAGCAUAUGAUUUGAUUCACGAUGAUAAUAAAGUUGAGUUGAGUGAUAUGGAUGACACCAUUUCUAAUUAUUCAUUUAACAAAUUUGAUGAAACAAGUAGUACAAAUAAAAAUUGUAAAAGUAAAGAAUUUGUUUUUUUGGAUGAUGAUUUAUUGGAAGAAAACUACGGAGAAGCAGAGGAAGAUGGAGAAAUGGAAGAUGAUCAAGAUGCGGAUGAAGGGGAAGGGGUGUACAUAGAAAUGGAAGAAGAUACUAGUGAAAAGAAUGUACACACGAAUGAUGUUACUGCAACUAAUUAUUCUAAGAAUCCGAAAAGUCUUUCGAGCGAUUUUUCAUUUCAACAUAGUGAUACAAACGAUAGUGUGUGUGAGAGAGAAAUGAAUGAAGCAAAUUGGAAAAACGAAGUUUUAUUCUACAGAGAAAUGAAAAACUACCUUCUGAACAAAAAGAAAAAAUUUAAAAAAAAAAAAAGAAAAAGAAACUAUCAUAAUGAUGAAAGUAACAACAUACAUAACAAUCACUCUUCAGGGGGAAAUGUUUGUGAUAAGGACAUAGAUCCUAACAAGGAAAACAAAAUUGCAAAACUAUUGAAUACGAUAUAUUUUAACAUAUUUCUUUUGAAGGAUAAAAAGAGAGAACACAUAAGAGAAUUACUGAAAACAUUAAAAUAUGUGAAUAAAAAUUUAGUUUUAAAUGGAUCAGAAAAUGAAUACAAUUUGUAUACAAUGUUAUUAAUGAUUCAGAAGAAAAGAUACAUAUAUCAGUCUUUUUCUUUGUAUGUUUUUUUAGACAUAAAGGAUUUUUUUAACAUACUAGUAGAUGAAAAUAUAUUUGGCUCCAUAAUUGAUGAAUGGAUAAAUGAUGCACUUCAUAUAUACCAAAAUUCGGAUGACUUGAAGUAUUUCAUUUUUGCCUUUUCGAAUAUAUUGAUAUAUAUUUGUAUGUAUGAACAGAAGAAAAAAAUGUCAGUCAGUAACAUUAUUAUGGGAAUUGAUGGCAAUAUAGCGAAUGGACCAGAGGUGGAAAAUAAUGGUUUUUCGUUUUUCAAAAGUAAUAGUAAUAUCAAUGGAGGUAUGAGCAAUUUUGAUAAUAUACUAAAAGACAUAGAUAUAGAAUACUUCAAUGAAUAUGCCAUAGAACAGUUGAAGGAAAGAUUAAACCGAAUUAUUAAUGCUGUAGUGAAUGUCUUUUUAAUAUUUCCAAUACCUUACGAGGAAAAUGUAAAAGUUUUUAAAAAGAAUAUACUUCGUAGAUUAGCACCUAUAUGUGGCGAAGGGGACAAUAUAGAAGAUAGUAAUUUGCUAAAAGUUAAUAGUGAUAAUAGUUGUAAUGACAACUUAAGUAGGAGCUUUAAGGAAAUUCAUUUUAAUGAUUUGUUACAAAACAUUGAAUUUAUGCAUUUAAAUAAAUAUGAACAGAAAUUUUAUGAAAGAAAUCAGAACACUUUAAAAUUUUCCUAUGAUAACGUCGUCCAUAUUAAUAAAUCAGAGGAUUUAAUACUUUACGAUAAGAAAAUAUCCAUCAAUUACUAUUUUCAAAAUAAUAUGAAUGAUGAUUUUGUAAACAGGUUGAUAUCUGAAUGUAAUAGCGAAUAUUUUAAAGUAUCCUUUUAUGUGCGAAAAGCGUUUUCCUUACUAAAUCAGGAGUUUUUUUCGAAUGAUGAUUUGAUUAGUUUAAUUGGUUGCUCGGAUAAGUAUUACAAUUUUAUAAAUAUAAUUAGACUGGAUAUAUAA